AGGGUUUGGGCGGACACAAACUUGAGCUCAUUUUUAGUUUGAACCCAGAGUUUUUUUUAGGGGGAUCUGUGAACUCCUCCUCUACCCAGCCCACAUUCCUCCGUGGACCGCUUUUCCCAGCCGGACCGUGGAAAGAGUGAGUGUGGAGGAGGAGAGGAGGAGUCCAGCUGAACAGAAGGAGAAAUAACAAAUCAUCUCACAAAAAAGGGUUUUUAGAAGAUUGUGUUUGUACAAUCACACAAGGACCCCAAAAUGGCGUUCCUGUUGAUGACAGUUACCGUUCUGCAUUUGGUCACCCUGGCUAUGCUUUUUAUUGCCACCAUGGAGAAGUCCUGGUACUCCUGGGGAGACAGGGAGAACACAGAUCUGUGGUAUAAAUGCACCUUUGAAAACAGCACUGGGACCCGGGUGUGCGCGACAGCCAGAGAAAGUGAUUGGUUGCAGUCAGUCCAGGCCCUUAUGAUCUUGUCUGUGGUCCUGUCUUCGAUCUCAUUCAUGGUAUUUCUCUGCCAGCUCUUCACCAUGUCUAAAGGAGGUCUUUUCUACUUCACUGGGUUAUGUCAACUGUUUGCAGGUUUUGCAGCCUUUGCAGCUGUGCUUAUCUACACUUUUCAAAGGAAGGCGAUUCUUCAGGAUCCUCGUGAGCUGGAGAUGGGUCAUUUCGGUUAUUGUUACAUACUGGCGUGGGUCUGUGUGCCUCUCUUACUUGUUAGUGGAGGCCUUUAUGUCCACCUGCGCAAACGGGCCUAAAAUCACACGGACCGUGCACCCAGAGUUAAAAUUAUGCUGCAGAAGUUUCAUGUGAAGCUGUAGUUUCGUCUCAAAAAAAAAAAAAACAGGUUAUGAUAUAGGCUACACUGCAAAAAAAUUAUUUUCAAGAAAAAAAUUUCUUAGUAUUCUUGUCUUGUUGUCAGUAAAAAUAUCAAAAACUUCUUAAAUUAAGAUGCUUUUUCUUGAUGAGCAAAACAACCCAAGAGAAUGAGUCUAGUUUUUAGACCAAAAAUAUCAAAUUUAAGUGAUUUUGUGCAUAAAACAAGCAAAAAAAAUCUGCCAAUGGUGUAAGCAUUUUCUUGAAUUUUUCUUGAAUUAAUGUUUAAGAAAAAUGUUCAAGAUUUUUUUGCUUAACCCAUUGGCAGAUUAUUAACCCAUUGGAAAAUAAGUGUAGUUUUUAGACAAAAAAAAGUAAAUUAGUGCUUUAAACAAGCAAAAAAAUCUGGCAAUGGAAUAAGAAAAAUUAGCUUGAAAUAAGUUUACUGUAUAAAAAAACACUUAAUUCAAGAAAAUUGUUCUUGUUCCAUUGGCAGAUUUUUUUUGCUUGUUUUAAGCACAAAUUUUAUAUUUUUUUGUCUAAAAAUGUAUUUUCCUAGGUAAUUUUGCUUAUCAAGAAAAUAUAUCUUAAUUUAAGAAUUUUUAGAUAUUUUUACUGAAAAAAGACAGUCAUUGUUUGCAGUGAGGAUAUUAGUUUGUAUAUCUGACAUCUGCUUUGCUGCUUUUUGAUGCACGAUUGCUGUAUUUUCCCAUAGUGGGAAACUUCAUGAAGUUAAAAUGUUAAUCGAGUGGGAUUUUGAUCAUUUUGACUUAGUCAUGUGUUAAACUGGAUAAUAAAAAUCAUUCUGGAACUGGAACGGAAAAAUUUUGUACUUUUCUACAUAUAUGCAGUCUCUAUUAAUAAAUUCUUGUUUAAAGCAC
Messenger RNA from Misgurnus anguillicaudatus (oriental weatherfish), 1689 nucleotides. RefSeq names its product epithelial membrane protein 3a (MAM blood group) (gene emp3a). Gene Ontology annotation, cellular component: plasma membrane. Lineage: Eukaryota; Metazoa; Chordata; Actinopteri; Cypriniformes; Cobitidae. The record is from RefSeq and is a predicted model, not a curated record.